AAACCAAAAAAAAAAACCCAUGGUUGGAGGGAUGAUUUUCCAUUUAUAAGUAAAAACAAGAAGAGAGCAAGAGCUCAAGAGUGUGUGAAGAUUUGAAGGAAUAUGGAGAAGGAAAAGAGAACCCACAAAUCUCACUGCAUAGCCCUCCCAUAUCCAAGCCAAGGCCACAUAAACCCUAUGCUCCAAUUCUCCAAGCGUUUGGUACACAAUGGGGCCAAAGUCACACUGGUUCCUACAUGCUUCAUCUCCAAGUCCUUGCUCGGAGACUCUGGUCCCAUCACCAUUGAGACCAUCUCUGAUGGAUAUGAUGAAGGUGGCUUCGCCCAAGCAGAAAGUGGUGGUGCCUACAUGGAGCGGUUUCGGGUGGUUGGCUCAGAAACCCUGGGCAGCCUCAUUGAGAAGCUCAAAAGCUCAGGGUGUCCAGUUGAUUGUGUUGUGUAUGAUGCAUUCUUGCCUUGGGCUCUUGAUGUUGCCAAGAAGUUUGGGCUUGUGGGGGCUGUGUUUUUCACUCAGUCUUGUACGGUCAACAACAUAUACUACCAUGUCCACCAGGGUAUGCUCACGCUUCCUCUUUCAGAGCCUGAAGUUGUGGUUCCUGGAUUGUUCCCUCUUCAAGCCUGUGACCUGCCAUCUCUUGUUUAUCUUUAUGGCUCCUACCCGGAUUUCUUCAACAUGCUUGUGAAUCAGUUCUCCAAUAUUGAGAAGGUAGACUGGGUGUUCUGCAACACCUUCUACAAGUUAGAGGAAAAGGUGGUGGAUUGGAUGGCGAAGAUCUGUCCGCUCAGGACAAUCGGCCCAACCCUUCCCUCUGCUUACUUAGAUAAACGGCUUGGAGAUGACAAAGACUAUGGCCUUAACAUGCUCAAGCCAGUCACAGGUGCCUGCAUGGAAUGGCUUGACAGUAAGCCUAAUGGAUCCGUUGUUUACGCCUCAUACGGGAGCUUCGCAAAGCUAGAACCCGAGCAAAUGGAGGAAUUAGCUUGGGGUUUGAGGAGGAGCAAUGCCUACUUCUUGAUGGUGGUCAGGGAAUCUGAGCAGGCCAAACUGCCUCAAAAGUUCAAGGAGGAGACAGCAGAAAAGGGCCUGGUGGUAUCAUGGUGUCCUCAGCUGGAGGUUUUAGCACACAGGGCGAUAGGAUGCUUCCUCACCCAUGCCGGUUGGAACUCCACUCUGGAGGCACUCAGCCUGGGAGUUCCAAUGGUGGUUGCCCCUCUAUGGCUUGAUCAACCCACCAACGCCAAGUUUGUUGAAGAUGUUUGCGGGGUAGGAUUAAGAGCUCGAGCGGACGACAAGGGGAUUGUGAGAAGAGAAGUCCUGGAGGAUUGCAUAGGGAAAGUGAUGGGAAGUGAUGGAUUAAAAGAGAUUAAAAACAAUGCCCUGAAAUGGAAGAAUUUGGCCAGGGAAGCAGUUGAUGAAGGUGGAAGUUCAGAUAAAUGCAUUGAUGAGUUUGUUGCCAAACUAACUGCUUGGUAACUUUCACACUGAAUUUUCCUAGUGAUUUCUACCACAAUAAAGAUCUUAGAAACAGCUUCGCUUGUCAUGUAAAAAUGAUUUUCAAUAUGUAUCCUUAUUUUCAAUUCUUCUCAACUUUGCAGCCCUGCCCAUGGACAUCAACUUUCUCGUACUUUCUGGGAAAAUUAUGGAUAUAAAUGUUUGGUUAUCAUCAGUAGCUAAAAA
Messenger RNA from Vitis vinifera (wine grape), 1677 nucleotides. RefSeq names its product UDP-glycosyltransferase 74G1. The record is from RefSeq and is a predicted model, not a curated record. NCBI's taxonomy places the organism in Eukaryota, Viridiplantae, Streptophyta, Magnoliopsida, Vitales, Vitaceae. Gene Ontology annotation, molecular function: UDP-glycosyltransferase activity. Bases 103 to 1473 code for a protein of 456 amino acids. The transcript is spliced from 2 exons.